AAUGUCGUGGCAGCGUUGUUACGGUCAUCACGUCUAAUAUCCUGAACAAAAAUAAAUCAUAAAAGAUUUAUUUUCGAACAGAGUCAUAAUGAAUUUCGCUCAUUUAAUUGUAUUUGUAGUGGUACAUUUUACGUGUACAAAAUUUAUUAACGCAUAUACAACAGAGUUAAAAGAGCCAUAUUUAAAAAAUUAUGAUAUAUCUAUGUCAAGAAUUUACAAUUUACAAAAAAACAACAAUGAUUCCAAUAGCUGUUCUAGACCAGAUUAUGAUAAUAGUACUUCAAAUGUUUGCGGUCGUUUUAAAAUUAAAAUUUAUUCAAAAACAAAUGGUAUCGGCAUGCCGAUACAAUUUAACGGAAGAGCAUUGAAGUCUCAAAAAAAUGACUUUGAAUUUAUCGCAGACACAUUUUAUUCCGGCAACAUUUCUACAACCAAAAACGUAAGGUAUGAUUCAUCUGCAUGGUUCAUCGACAAAUAUUUCAUAGAUUUUGAGUCAGCUUAUACACCUACAAAUGCUCCAGGAGGUAUGCUAUACUACUAUCCAAGUACAGAUGUUAAUAUAAGUUGGACUCCACGCAAAACGGUUAAAGGAUGUUUUUCAAUAACAUAUAGAGAUAGUUUUAAUGUUGAUUCAGCAGGAAAUGAAGAAUAUAAUAAAUAUUAUAGUCCAGUAUUAUUUAUACAAGAAAACGGCAAAAAUAUUCCUAUUGAGAGAGUCUUAUUACCAAUUACGGAGACAAUGAUGAUACUGCGAACUGAUUAUUUUUUUUUUAAAAAUAAAACGUAUCAUUUUAUAAUUAGACAUUUUUAUAAAUACGAAUGGAGAAGAUUUGGUAUCAAAAGAAUAGCUCAUUGCAAUGAAAAUGGUGAUGUGUAUGAAAUAUCUAGUGAAGAACUAAAUAGUGAAAUUCCAAAUUCCGUUAAAGUUUGGACCUCAAAAAAUCUUGGUCAAGAAGUGAAACCGUUGCAAUUAAACGAAGUAUGUGAGCUGAAUAAAUAUGGACCCAAUUGUUCGGAAACAUGUUCAAUAUCUCCAAACUUUUGUCAAGGAUUUCUAUUCUGUACAGAAACUAAUGAAUGCUCUUGUGCUUCAGGAUUUACUGGACGAUUUUGUGACAUAAAAUGCUUACAAGGAACGUAUGGCCGUGAUUGUAAAAAAAGUUGUUCUGAGAAUUGCCUUUCGUGUGAUAUUCAUAACGGAAAUUGCGCGGGCAACUGCAAAAAAAAUUUCGUUCCACCGGAUUGUACCGAAAAAUAUCCAUGGCUAAUAAAACCACCACAGAUCAUAUCGUCUGAUUACCACUCCGUAAAAUUAAAUACUAGUUUUGGAAGUGAAAAUAUAGGCGGCAGCCAAAAAAACAAAAUUUCGUUAUACCAAAUAGUGUACAAGCAAUCAUCCGCUAUGUCGGGAUUCCAGUAUACGGUGUUUAAAGAAAUUCAAGAUUCCAACUAUGCAGUAGAUAAAAUUGACAAUUUAUUGGUAGAAACCGAGUACACGUUUGGAGCCAUUGUGGUUACGGAAGACGGUAAUCUUAAUGAUGAGGAUACAAGCAUGGUGAACUACACAAUAGAUUGUCAAGUUCCCACUAACAUUGAUUAUGGAAUAGAGCUUUCUAAAGGUGCCGAAUAUAUCAAUGUCACUUGGAUAAAACCCAAUACCAACAAAGCUUAUGAUUGCGAAAUCAACGAAUAUAUGUUAAAAUUAAUGUACAAUGAUGAGUACAAAGUGGUGUCUACUAAGAACUUUAACUACACGUUUGACAACUUAAUACCGGGUUAUACAUACGCUGUUCAAGUGACCGCAAGGACAAUGCAGGGACCAGCUCAGCCAUCAAACAUAUUUUAUGAAACUUUAGACGUUCAAGGGUAUAUUGGUAUCCAAAACAUAGCUGUUAAAUUACUUGAUUCCGAAACAAUUGGAUAUGUGACAUGGGAAUUAAUCGAUGCCUAUAAAAACGCUUCUAUAAAUUACUUACUUAAAUAUAAAAUAAAUAGACAUUUUAGCUGCUCUUUUCCUAAUACAAUAAAAAGUAAUUGGUCCACAGUUGUCAUAUACAACAAAACGGAGUAUAAUAUAUUGGGUUUAAUACCGUAUACCCAGUACAUUAUACAAGUGCAUCCGAUUACUGAAGGUUACACUUACGGCGAUGACGAAAAUGUGAUCUUCAAAAAAACCGCAUCUUCGACACCAAAUUUAGCACCCACUCUUGAUACCAGCCAACCCAUAAGUAUUACUAAUGAAACAACUACGAUUAAAUGGUUCGUGGAUAAUAAAAACUGUAAUAAAUUAAACGGGUUUCCAACAGGCUUCCAUCUAAUACUGAAGAAUUUAAAAGAUUCCACUCAAACAGUUCAUGAGACGGAAGAUGCCUCAAUCGAAUUAACCAAUCUUGUUCCCAAUACAGAGUAUGAACUUCAAGUGUUCAUUAAAACAAAUAAAGGGUUCAAUAUUAAUUAUAUGCUUUCAGUUCCUUUUAAAACUAAAGGAUAAUGUAUGUUGCCCACUUAAUUAUAUGUACUAAAUCUAUAUAAAAAAAAUUAUGUUGUUGUGAUUUUGUAACAUCUAAUUUAAUGUUAAUAAUUAACAAACAGAAGUACCUGAUUUAGAGUAAACCGAAACAAACAAAUCAAAAGUAAAAAGGUUUUCUUAAAAUUACAAUUAUUAAU
Messenger RNA from Adelges cooleyi (spruce gall adelgid), 2667 nucleotides. Its product is annotated as angiopoietin-1 receptor-like. The transcript has 17 exons. NCBI's taxonomy places the organism in Eukaryota, Metazoa, Arthropoda, Insecta, Hemiptera, Adelgidae. The record is from RefSeq and is a predicted model, not a curated record. Gene Ontology annotation, molecular function: protein binding. The coding region runs from base 89 to 2491 and encodes 800 amino acids.